AUGGCGCUACUGGACUAUGUGGAGCAGCACAACGCCCUGAUCAGCUCAGGCGGUGGCACGCAGCAGGAGGUCACAAUGACUGUCUAUCGGUCCAUUGGUGUGUCCAUGGACUACCCACGUUGUGACGGCGAUCCCGUUGGACAUGUCCAUCCAGCCUUACAAAACAAGGACUUCAGCGAGUUGCGCGAUGGUGAUCCGCUUUUUAUGACCUUUGAUGGUGAAGAGGUGAAAUUUGACCGCAAGUCCUACAAGGUGCCUGAGAAGUACGACAAAGUCUACGCCUUGUUUGUCAACGAGGCGGCGUACUACGAAAAGAAGGUCGCACUGAUGUUGAUGAGCUGCGGAGAAGCGAAGUUCUCCAAGUUGACCAAAGGCUAA
Cladocopium goreaui is the source of this 378-nucleotide messenger RNA. Lineage: Eukaryota; Dinophyceae; Suessiales; Symbiodiniaceae. The record is from the annotation of a GenBank genome assembly.